AAAAUACCGUGUACCCGUGGACUUGGGGGUUUCUUCGAACAUGAGUUUCACGAUUGUUGGCGAAGAAAGAAAAUAUUCAUGAAGAAAGAUGCGGAGAAACGGGAAUUUUAUGACUGCUAAUAAUAAAGAAAAUUAGGGGAUCUCCAAGUAGCCUUGCACAUAUUUGCAGUAGCCCUGUAUUUCUGAUGCGUUUGGUUGAUUCAGUUCUACGAUAAGAAUUCAUGAAACGUAUAUAAGCUUCCGUUUGCUAGUUGCACGCAUUAGUUCAGAAGGACACGAAACAAUAACGAUGAAGAUUAUUUUUGCGUUGUUCGUCGCUUUGGCGGUGUUGUUUUCCACCAUACUGGCCAAAAAAGUAAUCUGUGACAGGCCAAACGAGGAGUAUCAGUGCGGAUCAGCUUGUCAAACUACUUGCGAGAAUCUAGGUCAACAAUGUCCAGUCAUGAACUUCAGAUGUAACGAUGAUUGUUAUUGCAAAGAUGGCUACGCUAGGAACAGAAGGGGUAUCUGCAUCCCCAUAAAGUAUUGUCCUAAAAAGUGAAGUAAUUCCGGUAGACCAAGUUUCCAUUUGUGAAAUUAUUGAUUUUCGAAUUGUAAUGACGCGAAUAAAUUGAUUAUUUCGAUGAAAAA
Molecule: messenger RNA, 630 nt
Organism: Osmia bicornis bicornis
Lineage: Eukaryota; Metazoa; Arthropoda; Insecta; Hymenoptera; Megachilidae
Product: inducible metalloproteinase inhibitor protein-like
Exons: 3
Coding region: 290-541 (83 amino acids)
Source: RefSeq, a predicted model, not a curated record